This is a messenger RNA of Klebsormidium nitens, 1273 nucleotides long. The record is from the annotation of a GenBank genome assembly. NCBI's taxonomy places the organism in Eukaryota, Viridiplantae, Streptophyta, Klebsormidiophyceae, Klebsormidiales, Klebsormidiaceae.
AUCCGUGACCAACAUCAACACGAUCGAAUGCACGAACUACAUGAAUCCUCCGGCUCCUCGAGUGGUGGUGAGCAAGAUGAUAGGCAAGCCGGGCGAAGCCCGCUCGUUCGACUGUGGGCCCGCGGGCCUCAGCGGAAUGCUCCUGAAAGCGUCGGCCGUGGUGGAUUCCAUCCAACCCAUCUGCGGCACGGACCUGGGCACGAAGGACGUCAACGCGUACAUCAAAGGCUACCCCUGGUCCACCGGUGCUUCCAUCGGCGGACCUAACGCGCCCCAGUUCGCUCAAUGGUGUGCAGCCGGCAGUCGACCGGCCGGCGACAAGGCUCUCAUAACAUCCAUCUCAGGAGGCCCGGCGAACAACGGCAACCACCCUAAUGAUCUCAGCAAGUUGUCGUUCACGUGCAAAGACUUUGCGGAAAUCGAUGCCGUGAAGAACGAUCCAGAGCGGACGGCGGACGUCUGCAUCGGGACGGAUCCGCUGACGCCCGAACUGUCCGGCGCGAUCGACUGCAAUGGUUCGAUGAAGGGUUACUGCACCGGUACUCGGGCCUGGUCCAACAAGUGCAACAUCUACGUCGGCAAGGUUCCGACGCAAGCCGCCGAUCAAGACAGAGCGAAGAUGGACCACUGCUCGACGGGUCAGAACUACAAGAGUCAGGUCUGUCAAGACUUUUGCCUCGCCGGCGGAGUCGACAUGUACGUCCCCGGCGGCCCGGGAAGGCCCGCCUUCAAAGAUCAGUGUAACGUGCUCUAUGCGAACAAGUGCAAGGGGGACUCUUCGGACCUGUGCUCCUGCGUCAACAAACCCCGUCUAGAAGACUGGGGGGCGGACCAGACGUACCAAGCGGUGAUGAGCGCCGUGAACGGAACGGCAGGAGCGAAUCGCAAUCCCCAGUGUUACUUCGGACCUUGCAAGGAAAGAGGCUACAAGGCCGUCAGCUUCUCGAAAGCUGGAUGCCCGAGCUGCUUGAACAGCAUCACCGUCUCAGGAACCGACGGAGGAGUCGCUAGCCUGGGCAGUGCCGUCCAGUCCUGCCUCGCCAGCGAUGCGCCGGCACCAGCCGCCGCUCCCUCUCCCUCCAAGAGCGGCACGUCCUCCGGUUCCUCGGGGUCCCUUCAGACGCCAGCGCCCUCUCCACCCAAGGGGUGGCUGUAUGCUUUGCUCAUCCUCAUCGCCGUCGUCCUCGUCGCAGCGCUGCUCGAGUGGGUCUUCACAGGCGACAAACCCACUCCGAGACCCGCAGCUUCCACCAUGAACCAUGCGCCGACCUAG